UAGUAGGGUUUUGUUGAUUGUCGAUGCGCGGUGCCUUCGCCAUGGCCUCAUCUGAAGCCGAGACCGCCGCCCAAGCGCCCCCGCCGCCCACUCCGGCCGACUGCAAUGCCUCCGAGACAGCGGCGGGGUCCCUCAGCAAGAAGCAAGCCAAGAAACUCGCUAAGAAGGAAGCCAAGGAGGACCGCAAGCAGCAGUCCGCUACAGCCGCGGCCGCCGCCUCCCAGGUGGACUCCGCUGAGGCCGAUCCCUUAGCCGCGAACUACGGCGACGUCCUGGUCGAGGAUAUCCAGUCCAAGGCGAUCAGCGGACGCGAGUGGACCGAGAUCGGCGCGCUGGGCGUGGACCUCGCCUGCCGGGCGGUGCUCAUCCGGGGGGUCGCCCAGACGAUCAGGCCCGUGAGCAAGAAGAUGGCUUUUGUUGUCCUGCGGCAGUUCAUGAGCACGGUCCAGUGCGUCCUCACGGUCGACAAGGAGUUUGUGAGCCCCCAUAUGGUGAAGUUCGCGACGGGGCUCAGCAAGGAGUCGAUCGUGGACGUUGAAGGGAUGAUUUCCAUUCCUAAAGACCCGAUAAAGGGCACGACCCAGCAGGUAGAAGUUCAGGUAAGGAAGCUCUACUGUAUCAACAGAUCUGUACCUAAUCUGCCUAUUAAUAUUGAGGAUGCAGCACGAAGUGAGACAGAGUUCGAAAAAGCAGAGCUUACUGGAGAGCAGCUUGUUCGUGUUGGUCAGGAUACACGUUUGAACUAUAGAGUUCUUGAUCUGCGGACUCCAGCAAAUCAGGCAAUUUUUCGUAUUCAGUGUCACGUUGAGGAUGUGUUCAGGCGGUUUCUACGAUCUGAGGGAUUUAUUGGUAUCCAUAGCCCAAAGUUGAUUUCUGGAUCAAGCGAAGGAGGUGCUGCUGUAUUUAAGCUUGACUACAAGGGGCAACCAGCAUGUUUGGCACAAUCACCUCAACUUUAUAAACAAAUGGUGAUAUGUGGUGGUUUUGGACGUGUUUUUGAAGUUGGCUCUGUGUUUAGAGCCGAGGAUUCAUACACACACAGGCAUUUAUGUGAAUUUGUUGGACUUGAUGUUGAAAUGGAAAUUAAGGAGCACUACUUUGAGGUUUGUGAUAUUGUGGAUCGAUUAUUUGUUGCAAUGUUUGAUGACCUGAAUGAGAAUUGCAAGAAGGAACUUGAUGCUAUCAACAGGCAGUAUCCUUUUGAACCUCUGAAGUACUUGAGGAAGACCUUGAGACUUAAUUUCCAGGAAGGCAUCAAAAUGCUUCAGGAAGCUGGAGUUGAAGUUGAUCCUCUAGGUGACUUGAACACUGAGGCCGAGAAAAAAUUGGGCCGGCUUGUCCAUGAGAAGUAUGACACAGAUUUCUACAUUCUCUGUCGAUAUCCUUUGGCUGUGAGACCAUUUUACACUAUGCCUUGUUAUGAUGAUCCAGCAUACAGUAACUCGUUUGAUGUUUUCAUUAGAGGUGAGGAGAUAAUUUCAGGGGCUCAAAGAGUACACCUGCCAGAGUUAUUGACCACUCGUGCGGAGGCAUGUGGGAUUGAUGUAAAAACAAUAGCAUCAUACAUCGACUCCUUCCGGUAUGGCGCACCUCCACACGGUGGCUUUGGCAUUGGCUUGGAGCGAGUGGUGAUGCUCUUCUGCGCUCUCAAUAACAUCCGCAAGACAUCCCUUUUCCCACGCGAUCCACAAAGGCUUGUUCCGUAACAACUGCCAGCCUCAUCGCUUCCAUCAUUGGAAGUUGUCGUAAUCUGUUUUUAGGGCAAGUUCAGGAACCCUGGGCAAGUCCUUUGUUGCUAUAUAAGUACACCUGCUUGAUGUCUUUCUAAUCUACUUUCUCGUUUAACAAGAACAAUGUUUCCCCAACUCCCAAUUUCAAGUGUGACUUUUUUUGAAUGUAUCUUUUAUGGGUUAUAAGCAGCAUUAUAUGUGGGACAAACGAAUGAGAUGCUGUCUAAAUUAUUUGUUGUCGCUA
Molecule: messenger RNA, 1974 nt
Organism: Musa acuminata subsp. malaccensis (wild Malaysian banana)
Lineage: Eukaryota; Viridiplantae; Streptophyta; Magnoliopsida; Zingiberales; Musaceae
Product: aspartate--tRNA ligase 2, cytoplasmic
Biological process (GO): aspartyl-tRNA aminoacylation
Cellular component (GO): cytosol; aminoacyl-tRNA synthetase multienzyme complex; cytoplasm
Molecular function (GO): RNA binding; ATP binding; aspartate-tRNA ligase activity
Source: RefSeq, a predicted model, not a curated record